AUGUAUCACAACGGAAUUGAUAAGCUAGAAGGCUUCGCACAAUCGUAUGGCGAUUACGUUAAGGCGCAGGCCCUGUGCAAUCCCUGCCUAUUAAAUCUCGACAAAUUUCUUUCAAGUCAGGCAAUCAGUCGUCGAAGCUGUCGUGUCACAGCGUUAGAUUUCAGAGCAGAGGUUGAAGGUCUCUUUUCACAAACAAAUGUAGCUUUACACGAUCUUCCCUCGAAGCUUAGGACCGAUGGUGAGGCUCAGAGCUCAUUACAAGGACGAAUCUUUAUCAUUGAAGAUCUCACUAAAGAUAUUGUUGAGCUCCUUGGUUUUGAGUUUUCUAUCGAUCCACUCUUCUUUGCGUUACACCUGGGUGUAAGCCAAAGGGGAGGGGCUUUGAUUCUUGUUGAUCCCCCUAUAGACGACGUUUAUUUCGCAGAUGACGGCAAAGACGUAAAGUCAAAAGCUCAAUUCCACGUGGAACCCUUUCUUGGAACUUAUGAAGACUUCAUGGAGCCUUUCGCUUCAUCCGAAGGGUUCGAUCCUCCUCAAAUACGUCUAGGAAGAAGCAUGUCAGAAGACCUUGGACAGUAUUGGCAGCGUGGCAUCCCGGUCUGCUUUGACCCGAAACAUCCCACUAUACAGUCACUUGCGUAUUUUCCUCUACGAAUUGUUGCUGCUGAAUGGGUGAAAUACAUCGCUGUAAUGCAUGACUGUCUGGUGAGGCAUGAAUACAAGAGUAAUGAAGAUCCAGCGCUCGAAGAAUUCGACACUAGGCUGCAGGAACUUCAGAGCUGGAGACGGCGUAGCAAACUCUCGCAGCAGAAAGUACGUUUUGUGCUCCGUCUACUUAAAUCGUGGAUGGUUGAGAAUCCAAAUGAUUCGAGACUCUUGCAACCCCUGAUCACGGAUUACCAGCACAUCAGCACCAAUAUCGAAGAAUAUGGCCGAAUGCUGGAAAAUACCGUGCCUGUUGUUACGUCUCUUGUCCAGAUAUUUGAAGCUAGACGGGCAUACACCGAGACUUCUAACAUCUCACGUCUAACAAUUCUGGCACUAAUAUUCGUCCCGCUGAACUAUAUCUCCAGUCUGUUCAGCAUGAACUUAAGCGUUGCACCUGGAAGCUCCCACUUUUGGGUGUACUUUGUUGUUGCUAUACCGGUUACAUUAUUAAUCGUCGUGGUUGCACGGUAUCCCUCUCCACACAUAUGGAAUAUUUCUGCUUGGGUAGAGGCACUUGGGAGAUCGCGGUUCAGGAGCCCGGAAAUAGUCUAA
Messenger RNA from Hyaloscypha bicolor E, 1260 nucleotides. RefSeq lists its product as uncharacterized. NCBI's taxonomy places the organism in Eukaryota, Fungi, Ascomycota, Leotiomycetes, Helotiales, Hyaloscyphaceae. Gene Ontology annotation, molecular function: metal ion transmembrane transporter activity. The record is from RefSeq and is a predicted model, not a curated record. Gene Ontology annotation, biological process: transmembrane transport; metal ion transport. The coding region runs from base 1 to 1260 and encodes 419 amino acids. The transcript has 2 exons. Gene Ontology annotation, cellular component: membrane.